Messenger RNA from Phyllostomus discolor (pale spear-nosed bat), 1051 nucleotides. RefSeq names its product glutathione S-transferase theta-3-like. Bases 109 to 831 code for a protein of 240 amino acids. The transcript is spliced from 5 exons. The record is from RefSeq and is a predicted model, not a curated record. Gene Ontology annotation, biological process: glutathione metabolic process. Gene Ontology annotation, cellular component: cytoplasm. Gene Ontology annotation, molecular function: glutathione transferase activity. NCBI's taxonomy places the organism in Eukaryota, Metazoa, Chordata, Mammalia, Chiroptera, Phyllostomidae.
CGAGUAAAUAAGCUCGGGUAGGGGGGCGGUUCUUGCCUGCCGUUCCGGUUUCUGGAUCUGUCCCGGUUCCAAUCACGCCACCACUUGGGUCUGUCUGCCGCCUUCUUCAUGGGUCUGGAGCUCUACCUAGACCUGUUGUCCCAGCCAUGCCGCGCCGUCUACAUCUUCGCCAAGAAGAACCGCAUCCCCUUCGAGCUGCGCACCGUGGACCUGCUCAAAGGCCAGCACUUCAGCGAUGCCUUUGCCCAGGUGAACCCCCUAAGGAAGGUGCCAGCCUUGAAGGAUGGAGACUUCACCUUGGCUGAGAGCGUGGCCAUCCUGCUGUAUCUUAGCCGAAAGUAUGAGACCCCUGACCACUGGUACCCCCAGGACCUGCAGGCCCGUGCCUGUGUGGAUGAGUACUUGGCGUGGCAGCACACGGCUCUGCGGAGUGCCUGCACCCGAGCCAUGUGGCAGAAGAUGAUGUUUCCUGUGUAUCUGGGUGUACUGGUGCCCCCUGAGACAUUGGCAUCUACUCUGGCUGAGCUGGACAAGUGCCUGCAGCUGCUUGAGGACAAGUUUCUAAAGGAUAAAGACUUCCUUGCUGGGCCCCACAUCUCGGUGGCUGACUUGGUGGCCAUCACAGAGCUGAUGCAUCCCGUCAGCGCUGGCUGCCCUGUCUUCAAAAACCGACCCAAGCUGGCUGCCUGGCGCCAGCGUGUGGAGGCUGCGAUCGGGGAGGACCUCUUCCAGGAGGCCCACAAAACUAUCCUGAAGGCCAAGGACCUGCCUCCAGCAGACCCUGCUGUGAAAGAGAGGCUGAAGCCUUUGGUGCAGGUUUUGUUGCACUGAGCAGGGACACACCUUGCAGCCAAUGACGGAGACUUGUCAAAAUAAAGAGACGGAGCUGCAUGUCUCCUUGGCCAUGAGCAAGAUACCCUGCACAGUCUCUGGUCCCCAGGUCCCUCCUGUUCCUUCUUUGGUCUAUCUCCUUAUUUUACUUUUGCCCCUUCCACUCCAACUUGCAUGUGAUUUCUGGGAAGAGCUUUAGUAAAUACAUGUUUGACCCUGC